Molecule: messenger RNA, 1849 nt
Organism: Centrocercus urophasianus (Greater sage-grouse)
Lineage: Eukaryota; Metazoa; Chordata; Aves; Galliformes; Phasianidae
Gene: RIOK1
Product: RIO kinase 1
Exons: 17
Coding region: 30-1745 (571 amino acids)
Biological process (GO): maturation of SSU-rRNA
Cellular component (GO): preribosome, small subunit precursor; cytosol
Molecular function (GO): ATP binding; protein serine/threonine kinase activity
Source: RefSeq, a predicted model, not a curated record
CCUGUCGGCUGUGCCGGGCGGCCGCCGCCAUGGAUUACCGCGCUGAGGUGAUGAGGCAGGCCGUGCCCGGGCAGUUCGAUGACGCGGAGUGCUCCGACGGUGACCUUGCAGAAGAUGCAGAAAUAAUUCAGGAAGAUGAGUUUGCUGAGAAGUGCCGGUCAAGCUUGUGCAAAGGGAUCAACGUGAAGGAAGGAGAUAGUGAUGAUGACAGUGUUGAUGAAGAGGAAGAAGAUGAUGAUGAUGAUGAUGAUGAUGACUGGGACUGGGAUGAUGAGAUGGGAAGACUCAUGAAUUGCCACACUGCUGCUGGAUGCAAUCAGCAGGCAAAUAGGCAGACCCCUAGUUGCUAUUCAGCAAAAAUGUCUACCCCUACAGACAAGGCUUUGAGGAAAUUUGAACAUAAAAUUAAUUUAGAUAAGCUGAAUUUUGAUGACUCUGUUAUAAACAGAGUCACAGAAAAGUCUAGACAGAAGGAAGCAGACAUGUGCCGAGUCAAAGAUAAGUCAGACAGAGCAACAGUAGAGCAAGUGUUGGACCCAAGGACCCGAAUGAUUCUGUUCAAGAUGCUGAGUAGAGGUGUCAUAUCAGAGAUCAAUGGCUGCAUCAGCACAGGGAAAGAAGCUAAUGUGUACCAUGCCAGUACUGCAAAUGGAGAGAACAGAGCAAUAAAGAUUUACAAAACCUCUAUUUUGAUGUUCAAGGAUCGGGAUAAGUAUGUGAGCGGUGAGUUCAGAUUUCGUCAUGGAUAUUGUAAAGGCAACCCAAGAAAAAUGGUGAAAACAUGGGCUGAAAAGGAAAUGAGGAAUUUAAUAAGGUUGAGUACAGCACAAAUACCUUGCCCAGAGCCAAUUAUGCUAAGAAGUCAUGUGCUUCUCAUGGGCUUUAUUGGUAAAGGAGAUAGGCCUGCUCCUCUGCUGAAGAAUGCUCAGUUAUCUGACUCAAAAGUCCGGGAGCUGUACCUGCAGAUCAUCCAGUACAUGAGAAGAAUGUACCAAGAUGCCAGACUUGUUCAUGCAGAUCUCAGUGAAUUCAAUAUGCUGUACCACAGUGGGGAUGUGUACAUCAUUGAUGUCUCCCAGGCAGUGGAGCAUGACCACCCGCAUGCACUGGAGUUUCUACGAAAGGAUUGUGCCAAUGUUAAUGGCUUUUUCCAAAAGCACAAUGUUGCAGUGAUGACUGUGAGGGAACUGUUUGAGUUUAUUACUGAUCCUUCUAUCACAAGUGAGAACAUUGAUGACUAUCUGUCAAAGGCAAUGGAAAUAGCAUCAAAAAGAACAGAGGAGGAGAGAUCCAGCCAAGAUAAAGUGGAUGAGGAAGUGUUCAAGAAGGCUUACAUACCUCGAACUUUGACUGAAGUUAAAAACUAUGAGAGAGAUGUGGAUAUAAUGAUGAAAUUGAAAGAAGAGGAUUUGGCAUUGUGUGUUCAGCAAGAUAAUAUUCUCUACCAGACCGUGACAGGAUUGAAGAAGGAUUUGUCUGGCGUUCAGAAGAUUCCUGCACUUCUAGAGAAGAAGACGGAUGAGUCAGAAACAGGCUCUGAUGAUGAUGGUGGCAGCUCAGAGGACUCUGAGUCAAGCUGUAAAGAAUUUCGGCAUCCCAAAGAUCUUCCUGCUGUAGCUACUAUGGAUAAAAAGGAGAGGAAAAAGAUGGUUAAAGAAGCCCAAAGAGAAAAGAGAAAAAACAAAGUCCCAAAGCAUGUGAAGAAGCGGAGAGAGAAGACUGCGAAAAUGAAGAAGGGCAAAUAAGAUCAACUUUGGCUUGGGGAAAGGACUGAUUUGUUUCUAGUUAAUGAGUCACUUUCUUUUAUAAUUAAAAAUCCUUUAUUUACGUCAUACAGUACUAACUGUGA